This is a messenger RNA of Jaculus jaculus (lesser Egyptian jerboa), 3124 nucleotides long. It is a transcript of the gene Napg, whose product is annotated as NSF attachment protein gamma. The coding region runs from base 94 to 1035 and encodes 313 amino acids. Gene Ontology annotation, molecular function: syntaxin binding; soluble NSF attachment protein activity. Lineage: Eukaryota; Metazoa; Chordata; Mammalia; Rodentia; Dipodidae. The transcript has 12 exons. Gene Ontology annotation, cellular component: SNARE complex; vacuolar membrane. Gene Ontology annotation, biological process: intracellular protein transport. The record is from RefSeq and is a predicted model, not a curated record.
UUCCCACGCCCGCGGACGCUCGGGAGCUGUGGCUGGGCUCUCGGGAGAGGCGGCGUAGCUCUUCAAAUUCGCCUCAGGGGAGCGGCCGAGACGAUGGCGGCUCAGAAGAUAAACGAAGGGCUGGAGCACCUGGCCAAGGCUGAGAAGUACCUGAAAACUGGUUUUUUAAAAUGGAAGCCAGACUAUGACAGUGCCGCUUCUGAAUAUGGAAAAGCAGCUGUUGCUUUUAAAAACGCCAAACAGUUUGAGCAAGCAAAAGAUGCCUGCCUGCGGGAAGCUGCAGCCCAUGAAAAUAACAGGGCUCUUUUUCAUGCUGCCAAAGCUUAUGAGCAAGCCGGCAUGAUGUUGAAGGAGUUACAGAAACUGCCCGAGGCUGUUCAUCUGAUCGAGAAAGCCAGCAUGAUGUACCUGGAGAAUGGCACCCCCGAUACAGCCGCCAUGGCCUUGGAGCGAGCCGGGAAGCUUAUAGAAAACGUAAAUCCAGAAAAGGCGGUACAGUUGUAUCAACAGACAGCUAAUGUGUUUGAAAAUGAAGAACGCCUGCGGCAGGCAGUUGAGCUGCUGGGGAAAGCCUCAAGAUUGCUGGUGCGCGGACGCAGGUUUGAUGAGGCUGCAGCUUCUAUUCAGAAAGAAAAAAAUAUUUAUAAGGAAAUUGAGAAUUACCCAACAUGUUAUAAGAAAACAAUUGCUCAAGUCCUAGUUCAUCUGCACAGAAAUGACUACGUGGCUGCAGAGAGGUGCGUCAGGGAGAGUUACAGCAUACCCGGCUUUAAUGGCAGUGAAGACUGCGCGGCACUCGAGCAGCUCCUCGAAGGCUAUGACCAGCAAGACCAAGACCAGGUGUCGGCCGUCUGCAACUCACCGCUCUUCAAGUACAUGGACAAUGACUAUGCUAAACUGGGCCUGAGCUUGGUGGUCCCAGGCGGGGGGAUCAAGAAGAAAUCACCGGCAACACCCCAGGCUAAGCCCGACGGCACCACCCCCACAGCAGCGGCUGAGGAGGAGGAAGAUGAGUACUCAGGAGGCCUGUGCUAGUGCUUUGUUUACCUAAGACGUAAGAAGAAUCCUGACAUACUGUCUUCUGGAAUUGAGGCUUGUUUUUGGAUAUCUCUGCUUCAUUGAGAUUAUGUGUUGAAUGCUAAUAAAGACUGAUUUUUAGUUGCCAUUUCCCCCUAAUCAGCCAUCAUAUCUACUACAUGCAAAGCAGUUUUUUCUUCCCAUCCUAAGAGAAGGGAUUAUUGGAAAUGCACUGUUACACUUUAAUAGGUGAUUUUAAAAUUGAUAAGCCAAAUUCCAGACGAAUUAUAUCCCAAACAAAAAGGGCAACAGCAACAGUUUUUGUCUCUCCUGGGUUCUUGUAAUUUAUUGUUAGUUUUCUUUGUAUUUUAUUUAACCUUGCUGCUACAGUUGACAUUGGUAAAAGUACUAGUUUUAAAAAUUGGUCUAGCGUUGAAAAGGAAAUUCAUCCUCAAUAAUAUUAGACACAUUUAAAUUAUUAAAUCUUGUCAGAGACAAGAUAAGCUGUUUUAAGCUUUAAUGCUUUCUUCAGCCAAUAAAUUGCUUUUGUUCAGGCUUUUAUGUGUGACUUCACAGAGUGUGGAGGAGCAUAUUAAAAUGAGUCUGUCAUUGUCUUCUCUAUACUGUUGGUAGUCCAUCUUAAAAAGCAAAAACAAAGUGCUGUGACUGUCUCCAAAACUACUUGACUCUUGACCAGAUGGGAGCUAGUUCACCUGCAUUGAGAAACAGACAGCGCUUCCAUCCAUCUAGUCAUAUGCACUUCUUACCUCCAAAGUAGUUUGAGUCAUUUAGAGUUGCAACCAGCUGCUCAUAACUUCACAUGGGAAGGACUGUAGACAACAGAAAGCUGAGAGGAAGAGUUGGUUUUCAGAGACAUGCAUUUGAAACACUGGGUUCCCACUCUUUCAGUACUUCACAGGUACUUCCUAAAAUGUUAGUUUGGAACAUUCCCUUUUUACCCUGUGAAGGAGAACCUACGAAGCAGCAGCCAUGCGUGCCCCGCAGUUGGUGCUGGCCAUAGUGCUUUCCUGCUAUUGUGCCCUGCUGGGGUCUACAUCCAUACCUUAUGUGAAUAGAUCUGUUUAGUGUUGCCAGAUUUCCUAAAAACACCAGGGCGAGCAUGGUUGUGGUACUGCUCCCAGUGUUGAGGGAGAGCUUGGACAAAGUAGCACCCUUUGCCUGGAGUGCUUGAGCAGAUGGGUGUCGUCAUACAGCCUUUAUCACAGAUCUGAUGCAAAACACUAAUACAUGUUCUGUUUGCCCUUAAGUGACCACCAUAGUUGUGCAGGUUCUGCAGGUAACCAGCUCAUUUGCUUUUAUUGUAUUGAGACCAUGAGUCAUCUGAAUCAAGCUCUAUUUAUGCAUUUUUAUUUAAAGAGAAAUUAUGUAACAAACAUCCUAUCAUUGCUGCAUAAACCCUUUAGACACAGCCAGAAACUUCUGGGGUCUUAUAUUAAUGCUUAUUUGAGCUAAUUAGUAAUCUGAAACAGAUUUGGCAGCUCAAAACCUUUGUUAGAUUAUUUAUAGACCUUGUCACUCACAGCGUUGGCCAAGGCAGGGGUCUUUUACAGACUGAACCACAAAAAAGUGAUGGUACAUUCUGAGCAGCAGUGCAGCUCAGCUUCACUGACAUGGAGGCUGCGGACAACUGCAGCCCCAGCCCCGCCCACUUCAGAACAAGUGCGCAGGACUCACGGCAAGCUCUCCAGUGUCAGGGCUGUGUGUGCGUCUAGUGAGGAACAUUUGUUCUACAUGUGUACUUUUUAUUUUCCACAUGCAUAAAUGUCUGUUCUCCAGAUGUGGAAACUAGUGUUUACAGCAAGAAAACUUGUUUUUCAGAACUCUGGCGUCCUCACUACCAAAGUGAAGGUGUGCAUGGAUAAACUAGUCGUCUAGUAGUAGUUUUUAUCUAGUAAAUGAAGUCAUUCUACAAAACAUUUAAUAUAGUGAAUUGAUUUGUACAUACUCAGAUUAUAGUAUUUGUGUAUGGAAUCUGCUUUAUCCUAUUUUUUCAGCUGUCUGAUAACCUUAAAUAUGUUGUGGAAAGGCAUAUGGUUAUUUCUAAAGGAAGAUAAUUAUGAAAAUAAAGGAAACUAUGUGAAUGUAA